UUGGUGCGGAGUCAUGAAAGUGUUUGUAAACAACUCAGUCGGAAGGUAAUUCAAGAGCUGACUUAAAUCUCCAAUUCAGACACUAACUCUUCUGCUCCGGCAUGUAGAGCUGGUUUAUAUUGCGGGAUGGAGCUGUGAGGGUUCAGUCUGCCGUGGAGGACAUGGUAGCGUGUAGAAUGCUGUAGCCUCACACAUGCUAACCGGCUAGUUAGCAGCAAAGCGAGGCUUUGUUGAUCUUCUCCUGCCGCCCAUGACACCCCUGUACAAGCUGUUGUGCAGCAAACUGGAGUCGCAGCAAUUCCCAGCGAUAUCUCUGAGCGUCAAAACAUCCCCCAAAGUGCCCCUGAUCUUGGGAUAUGAAGGAUGUCUGAGCUCACAGUUUUGCAAUAUCUUCAAGUCAACAGGAUGACACAGUUGUAUCAACAUUGAUCUGCACAUAGCUCUCUGAACAGCUAGGACAUUGCAGUUGCAGAUCCUCAAGAUCACUUUCAUUAACUGUGCUGUUCAACUACGAAGUUAAGAUGCCUUGGCCAUUUUCCGAGUCCAUCAAAAAGCGGGCCUGCAGAUACCUCCUGCAUCGAUACCUAGGAAACUUUCUGCAGGAGAAGCUAAGCUUGGAUCAGCUCAGUCUUGAUCUUUAUCAAGGAACUGGGUCCCUUGCCCAAGUGCCUCUGGAUAAAUGGUCACUGAAUGAACUCCUGGAGACCGCAGAUGCCCCUUUUGAGGUCAUUGCAGGGUUCAUCCAGACAAUUUCUCUGAGUGUCCCAUGGGCAGCACUGUUGCACGAAAACUGUGCCCUAGAGGUCAAAGGUUUGGAGAUGGUGCUCAGGCCAAGGCCAAGAGCGACAUCCAGCAACGAGCCCAUGUACUGGUCCAGCUUCAUGACGAGCAGCAUGCAGCUUGCCAAAGAAUGUCUGAGUCAGAAACUUACUGAUGACAUGGGAGAGAGCUUUCAACCUUUUGAAGGAUUAGAGAAGUUUGCCGAGACCAUAGAGACAGUUCUGAGAAGAGUCAAAGUGACCUUUCUGGAUACUGUUCUCAGAGUCGAACACAUUCCAGAAAAUGCUAAAACUGGAAUCGCUCUUGACGUUCGAAUCAGCAAGAUUGUGUACUGCGAUGAAACGGGGGAAGAUAGUUCAAGUGUAAAUGUGCAUCAACCAACAACGUUUGCGCAUAAAAAUGUGCAGAUGGAAGGAAUCACUGUAUUCUGGGACGAGUUUUCAGAUGUGUCCCGUGGUUGCAAAUCUUCACCCACUCCAACGGACACUGAGCCAAAGCUCUCACCUAGCUGGAAUCCCAAAAUCAUUUGUGAGCCUCAUCCACAGUUCACAGAGCCAGUAUCCUCCACAACACCCUUUGAACCUGUGCAGGUUGGGAGCCUCAGUGGUAAAAUUGAAUUGUCCCUCACCCUGAAGAACAACCUAACUCUGCCUGGAGCAAAGUUGGACGUUGUUGGACAUAUUGAUAGACUUCUUAUUCUGCUAUCUCCUCGUCAAGUUCAUCUUCUCUUGGAUUUGUUUGGAGCUUUCUCUGGCGGAGGUGCACAGCAAUGGGCUAAGGAUAGAAAGAGUCGUCCCAUGCAGCAGGAAGAUGAGUACAGGCUACACAUGGAACUGAACCGGUGUCUGAAGAAGGACACAGCUGUGCCAGGGACAGACCCUGACCUCUUUGAAAGCCAGACCACCAGAACGGUGUCAAGUCGAGAUGAUGUGUUCUUCUCAAUGGCUGACAUGGACAUGUCCCACAGCUUGUCAUCCCUCCCUCCUCUCGGCGAACCACCCACUGUUGACUUGGACUUGUCACUAAACAGCAACUACUCUCCUUCACCAGGAGAGUCUCCUUCAGGAAAUGCACCAGCUCUGUGGGAUGACUACACGGAUGUACAACGACAAAAAGAGAAGCAGACAAGUGAAGCUCCUGUUCAGUCACGGGAUUCACCGCUCCCUCAAAAGCUAUUCAGACAAACAUCUCAUUCUUCCAAAACCCAUGGAGAUGAGUCAAGGCCAGAGUUGGUGUUGACGUUGUCUCUGAGCAGCUUCGCUAUUUCAGUCCUUCACAUCGACCCGCUGCCACCGCCUCACGCUGCUCCCAGCCCUCUCGGCCCCAUGGCCGCACACUUCUUCAGUACGGUGGGUCCAGGUCAGCUUUCCCCGGAUGCUUUCCUUCAGUCUCGGAAAGUGUUAAAUGAGGCUUGUCCUCAUGAUCACCUCAGGCUUGUUGGCCAGGGUCUAAAGAUAAACUACGAGCAUUGUCAGGGAUCCAGCCUGCGAACUUUUAGCACUGAAAUCUCCCUUAACCGGAUAGAGUUUGUCGAGUGUUUGUUCCCUUCCGAAGUUCUCACCGGUGGAUAUCAAAGAGGAAUCCAGUACACCGAGCUUCUGGCAUUUGACACCUCAGCCAGUGUUGAUGCACCACUUCCCACCUGCCUUCACUUGCUUUACAAACAGGCUGAGCGCAGAGGCCCUCAGGGAGGCCAGGUGCGACUCAGCACCAUUCCAAGGAAAGCUGAGAUCCAGGUAGAGCUGGGCCGUGUGCGCUUUGAACUGGACAUCAGCAUCGUAGACCGUCUCAACUCACUACUGCAGCCUCAAAAACUAGCCACCACGGAGAUGAUGGCCUCCCACAUGUAUACGUCUUACAAUAAGCAUGUCAGCUUGCACAAAGCCUUUACAGAGGUUUUCCUCGAUGACACACAUACACCCUCCAACUGUCACGUAUCGCUGACAGUUAAUGCCCCUGUGCUGGCCAUUGCUGUGCGCUUCCCCAUCCCCGAUCUGCGUUCAGAUCAGGAGAGGGGCCCUUGGUUCAAGAAGUCGUUGCAGAAAGAAAUACUUUUCCUGGAGCUGGAGGACGUGGAGGUGAAAACAGAGUUUAUGGGUGGCAGCUCCCCUGACCAAACCAAAAUGGAGCUCACAUUCAGGGAGCUUAAUGGGAAGUUCCAGGAGGAAGAAAAUCAACCGGCAGGCCAUUUCCUCAGAGUGUCCCACACCAUGGAUGGAGACAUGACAACAUCCGAAAGUGUAAAAUUUGACUGGCCAAGAGUUGUGCUGAAAAUGAACCCUACUGCAGUCCAUUCGAUCCUUGAGCGUGUCACAGUUGAUGAUGACGAGGUAGCUGAGGACCAUUCGCUCGAGGAGGAAGAGGAGGAGGGCGCUGCUCAUUCAUUGAAGGAUGUGUGUGACUUUGGGAAGCCGGAGCCAUCGCCCUUUUCGUCCCGUAGGGUUAUGUAUGAAAAUGAAGAGAUGAUCAUCCCUGGCGACGUUGCUGAGAUGACAGAGUUCCAGGAAAAAACAAUGAACAACUCUCGUUUCAUUCUCGAGUUGUGCUUCCCCAAUGUGCAGUUAUUGCUGCCCAGCAAGCCUUUCUACGAAAAACUACACAACAGGAUAAACAAUGACCUGUUGCUGUGGGAGCCCACUGCUCCGUCACCGGUAGAAACUGUGGAGAAUAUGCCUUACGGUGUUGGACUCUCCGUUGCCAGUCAGCUGAUCAACACUUACUCCAAAGACAGCUUUAGCCAGUUCCGCUCAGCUGGUCCCGACGAGGAGACCAGUGGCUCUGAGGAGGAGAACAUGUACUAUUCUCCUUCCUCUGACCUCGGCUUCAGAUCACGAAAGAAGAAAAAGCCCAAAGCUCACAGCAAGACUUCCCAAAGCCUUUUCUCUGUCAUCCUGAGUGUCAAUCAUGGUUUAGUGGCUCUUCAGGCUAAUGCUAAGAAGGAAGAUAAAACCGUGCUGAAAAACAAACACGGCGAAUUCUGGCUUGAGGUUAAAAAUGCCGUUUUGUUCAGUGUCACUCAGUACGAGGGCUAUAAAGAUCAGCACUACAUCUGUUUCCAUACCACAAGCAUUUGCAUGUACCACCAAGGACUGCUAGAUGGAGACACCUCCGUCUCAGAUAUCAAGUUGCCGUGCAGGACACAUCCCCACUGGCUGGAACCAACAAUCUACCAAUCAGAGACAUCUCCAGAAAGAUCCUCAACACCCUCAGAGGGUAUUGGUCUGGAAGCUCGCAGCAUGGUGUCUGUGGCCGUCAGGAUCUCUUCACAGAACGCUGAGCGCAACAUCAAGGAGUUUCUGAUAGCUGUGGGAGUGAGAGGAGCCACCCUGCAGCACCGAGUGGUCCCUCCCAGCCUCGGCUGGUAUGACCAGAUAGUUGACUUUCUGAAUGUUUCCGAUGAGCCUGUGUUGGGCUACGCUCCUCCUACAUCUGUCACCACCCUGCAUUUACACUUAUGGAGCUGCUCAUUAGACUAUAGACCCCUUUACCUUCCAGUCAGAUCGCUGGUGCUUGUAGAAACAUUCAGCAUUUCCAGCAGCGUCUCCUUAGAUAAUUCUUCAUCAACUCUGAGGAUUAUUUUGGAUGAAGCAGCUUUGUUCCUUUCGGACAAAAGCAAUGCAGUGUCUGUUAAUCUGCUGCGUGACUACGUUCAAGUCGUAGACAUGGGGACCCUGGAGCUGAGGAUUACAGCUGUCAAACCUGGACCAGAUGGAAAAUUGUCUGAGCCUAGAUUCGAGCUGCGCUGCUCCAGUGACGUGAUUCACAUCAGAACGUGUUCGGACACCUGCGCUGCCCUCAUGAAUCUUAUCCAGUAUGUGGCCAGCUACGGGGACUUGCUGCCCCCGGCAGAACCAGAGGCCAAGCAGAGCAGCACCACGCAUAAAAGCAAGACGGAGGUUCCGAGCAGGCCAACGUCUCAGGUGCCGCUGCUCGCUGAGACUGAGCAGCAGAUGCUGCAGGAUCUGAUGAGUGAAGCUAUGGAAGAGACUGAUGGGCAGCCGGCACCAGGGCCACAGCAGAACGGUACCCAGGAGGAGCAGAUCCAUGACCAUGACCCGCCUUGCUCAGACCUCUUCCUGUUCCCUGAUGAAAGUGGGAAUAUCAACCAAGAUUCAAGCCCCACCUACCCAAUGCUGGCGUCUCCUCUGAUCACGCCGGCUCCUAGCCUGACCCAGGAGACGGAUGAUUUUUGUAUUUUGGAGACUCCUUUCUCGAGAGGAGAGGAUCAAGACCAUGAGCCUGUAGUAAAGCUGCUUACCACAGAUCCUGUGGAAAUCAAAAAUAAUCACUUUAGUCAGCCUCUGGAAGGGGGAGAUUCCAGCCGUGGAGCUCUGAAUUUUCCUGUUCCAGAGGUUCGCUACCUCAUCAAGGAGAUCUCAGUCAUCUGGCAUCUUUAUGGGGGAAAAGAUUUUGGCAGUGCAGUUUGUACAGCCUCUCCUGCUAGAAGCCGGGGAUCUACUCCUCAUAGCUCACCGUCUCAAACUCCAGCCAGACAAGCUAGGGCUUUAGGACGAGCAGGAGGGGGAAGAGGAAGGAACCCUGAUGUGUUAAUGGAGAUCCAGUUCAGCAAGGUGAGAUUUCAGCAUGAAGUGUACCCACAGACCCCGGUGGCAUCAUGUCCUGCCGUGGACCAGCCAGUGUCCCGACAGGUGUUUGUUGUGCAGGAUUUAGAAAUCCGAGACCGACUGGCCACCUCACAGAUGAACAAGUUCCUCUACUUGUACUCGAGCAAGGAAAUGCCCCGAAAAGCCCACUCUAACAUGUUGACAGUGAAGGCACUGCACACGUGUCCCGAGUCAGGGCAGGCCCCCCCGGAGUGCUCCUUACGUGUCUCUCUGAUGCCUCUUCGUCUCAACAUCGAUCAGGAUGCACUGUUCUUCCUGAAAGACUUUUUUAGUAGCCUCGCUACUGAAGUUGAGUUUUUCUCACCUCCUGUUCAAGAAGCUGUUUGUGUAACUACAAAAAAAGCAUCCGCCCCGGAGAUCUCCUGCAGCUUCUCCAAACAUGCUGCCGGGAGUCAGGAAGCAGCUCCGAUCAUUUCAGUUCCUGCCCAGAGGCAAAUGAGCCACAAUGGUUACUCUGCUUCCGCUGGAGAAGACGUGAAUGACGGCGAAGCCACUGCCUAUCCCUUUACAGACCAGCCAAUCUUCUUUAGGGAGUUUCGAUUUACCUGCGAGGUUCCCAUUCGCCUGGAUUACCAUGGGAAACAUGUGUCAAUGGACCAGGGAACAUUUGCAGGCAUCAUCUUCGGAUUGACACAGCUGAAUUGCUCAGAGCUGAAACUGAGGCAGUUGUGUUAUAGACAAGGGUUACUUGGUGUCGAUAAACUGUUUUCUUAUGCAAUAAAUGAGUGGCUAAAUGACAUAAAGAUGAACCAGCUCCAGGGACUGCUGAGUGGUGUGGCUCCUAUUCACACUCUGGUGAAACUGGCUCAUGGACUCCGGGACUUGGUGUGGCUCCCUAUUGAGCAGUACAGGAAGGAUGGACGGAUAGUGCGAGGAUUUCAGCGCGGCACGGCCUCCUUCGGCACCUCCACUGCUAUGGCUGCUCUGGAGCUCACCAACAGGAUGGUGCAGGCCAUCCAGGCAGCGGCUGAGACGGCCUAUGACAUGGUGUCUCCAGUACCUGAUGAGAGAGAUCUAAAAAGAGUGAAACGAUAUUCCCAUUAUGGACAAUCUCACCAGCCUGUUGAUCUGAGAGAAGGUGUAGCCAAAGCCUACACUGUGGUGAAAGAGGGUAUAACUGACACUGCACUGACCAUCUAUGACACGGCCACACGGGAACAUGAGCAGCGGGGGAUGACAGGAGCGGUUGGUGGAGUUCUCCGCCAGCUGCCACCAGCAGUAGUCAAGCCACUCAUUAUGGCCACCGAAGCCACCUCUAAUGUCUUGGGUGGGAUGAGAAACCAGAUUCAUCCUGAUGCGCGUCAGGAGGAGUCACAGAAAUGGAGGCAGGGUGAGGAGUAAUUGCCAGUGCCGCAUAGUAACUUCAACCAUGACUGUGCUGCAGCCACAACCAAGGAAUGUAAUUGUGCAUUUUUUUAAGCGUAAGAAAGGUGAAUAACCUGUAACGGUGUAAGUAAAAUACAGUAGUAUUCAUCUCAUGGCAUUUUGAGGUACUGUGAUUCAGCUUACAAGGUGCCUCACAGAGCCUUCAUGGCCGUCUGCAUUCUCCAUUGUUCAUUUAAUUAAAGGGAUUUUCGAAGAAUUAAUUUGUGAGCCAAAUAUCCUCAAAAUAUGGAUUAUGUUCUGUCGGAUCUAAAAGCCUAACUAUGACACAAUAAGUUGUCUCACUAGUGUCAUCUUUAUAACAGCCGUUUACUGAUAGUACUGCAUUCUUUUAUCUUUCUUGAUGUCAACGAAAACUAAUGUUAGAAAUAUAAUUGCCCUUAAUUUAUUACUUGUAUGUUGGCCUUGUUAUUUACUGUAAAUAUUUCUAAUAUGUAAUAUUUCAGAAACAAUAAAAGAACAAGCUUAGAGACAGGACGUGUUAAAAGUGUGUAAAAGACUUUAAUCAGGACAUUGAAAUGACUUGAAGGCUUACUGGCCCAGAUGAAUCGGUGAUGAAUGGGAGGAUUAUCCACAAGUGUUUUUGGGUAGCACAGUUAUAUUGACCUUUCAUGCAUGUAAUGCAAUUUUCACAAAGGUUCCUCUACUGAAAGCUGAUUUUAUAUUAAAUAAUAAUGAAAAAAAACAUAACUUUCAUUGCUGUAGUCAGUAUUUUCACAUUGUUCACAGUGCAUAUACUGAAGAUAAUCAACUAAAGCUUUGCUGUCCUGCUCAGCUGAUUUUUGUUUUUUUUUAGUGUGUGAAUGUUUGUUGUGAUAAGUUGUGGCAGAUUUUGAUUUGCUUGAUUUCUUCUGUUAAAAUAUUUGUUGUACAUACAUGUACAUUUAACUCUUGAAUUUGUAUUAAAAAUACAUAAAAGGGAAAUAAAACAGUUAAAUGUA
This is a messenger RNA of Cololabis saira (Pacific saury), 7729 nucleotides long. Its product is annotated as autophagy-related protein 2 homolog B-like. Gene Ontology annotation, biological process: autophagy of mitochondrion; reticulophagy; autophagosome assembly. Lineage: Eukaryota; Metazoa; Chordata; Actinopteri; Beloniformes; Belonidae. Bases 522 to 6746 code for a protein of 2074 amino acids. The record is from RefSeq and is a predicted model, not a curated record. Gene Ontology annotation, molecular function: phosphatidylinositol-3-phosphate binding. The transcript has 43 exons. Gene Ontology annotation, cellular component: extrinsic component of membrane; phagophore assembly site.